UAUAUAUAUCUGUACAGGGUGAAACUGAAAUACACCGAAAAAUUUCAGGAAGUUGUUCCUGGGGCCUAAAAACCAAAAAGUUCCAAUAAUAAAGAUGUGAUGACGACACACUCGCAGGACAAAACAAAGAUGUGGGGAGUGUUGUGGAUGGUGAGUUUAAUGACAGUCCUGGUGUCAACCGACCUACCUGACCAGGACUGUCCUGAUGACUGUGACUGUCACUACUUCAGGAUCAACUGGGUCACAGAUUGCUCCGAGAGCAACCUAACUAGCAUUCCGACCGUGGAAGAAGGUCUUAGCCUCAACGUCUAUGUGCUAAAUAUGAAUGCAAACAAUUUGGAUGAGCUGCAGCCAUUUCCUGCAGAACUUAAGGUUCGGAGUCUCCUGCUGGCUGAGAACACGCUCUCUAUGGUCGACAAAGAGAACUUUUCCAGUCUGUUGUACCUCAUAGACCUUGACCUGUCCUCCAACAAUAUUCGCACGAUACAUCCGGAUGCUUUUAUAAAUAACUAUGGCCUCAUCACUCUUGAUCUGCAGAGGAAUCCAUUGGAACCUGUGGACGGACCCUUUAUAUUCUCCCGGUCCCUCCACUACCUCGACCUCAGCUACUGCCGACUGACGAGCUUGAACAAUCAGUUCUUCCAGAACAUGACCGCUAUCACCAGGCUGGACCUCUCUGGCAACCCGCUGACAGACUUAGAGGCAGAGGUCUUUGACAGCUUGAUAAGCCUUGAGAUCCUCAUGCUGAACAAUUGCAAUCUCACACACAUUGAACUAGCAGUGUUUGCUUAUACGGAACAUCUUAAAAGACUGGAACUCUCUCAGAACAAUUUAAUUGGACCGAUCGACUGGAGUAUGGUGUUGGGACCGCUUACAAGACUGGAAUACUUAGAUCUUCGCCGGUCAGGAAUCUUCAAUCUUCCAGAAAAUUUGUUUAUAAAUAACACGUUUCUACGUAGUCUUAUCCUUGCUGAAAAUGAACUGCGCGAUCUAGAGUUGUCCUCUACACUAAGCAAUAAUUUGCAAUACCUCGAUUAUUUGGAUUUAUCAAAGUGUAAAUUGGAUGGACCUCUGUCGGAGGCGGCCUUUGCUAAUGCGACCAACCUAAGAACUCUUUUACUGUCUAGCAAUCGUCUCUCGGCUGCCGACUUAUCUGCAGCUUUGGCGCCAUUGACGCGCUUGCAGAAAUUAUCACUAAAAAAUUGCAGCCUGACCAGAUUACCGGCAAAUACAUUUCACAGGUUCAUCGGCCUACAGGAGCUAGAUAUUUCUGAAAAUCCACUAAAUAAUGCGUUCACCGCGCUACUCUCCCCUUUAGACACCUUAGAAUACUUAAAUAUGAGCAACAGUAAUCUUCAAAGAAUAUCAAAAACUACUUUUUCAAAAAUGACGUCAUUAAAGACUCUUAUUCUGUCUGGGAAUCCUGUAGAAGUCUUGGAAUCAGGGCUAUUUCAAAAUCUAACAAAUCUAGAAGUACUGGAACUCAACAACUGCAGCUUGAGACGCCUAGGUGCAACUGUGUUCCCGGACAACUUCACGUAUCCAGACCUGGAAGAGCUGAGACUCGCCCACAACCCACUGAUCCUCCCGGCCGCGGGAUCAAUCUUACCUCGACAGCUCAAGAGACUAAAAACUCUGGAUCUCAGCCAUUGUAACCUUACAUAUAUCAGACCGACAGCUCUGAAUGCUUUUAGUAACAUAACCAAACUUCUCUUGUCAGGCAACAGUCUAACGGUUAAUAAAGAGGACUCCUUGGAAUUCCUGGGGAAUCUACCGGACUUGCAGUAUUUAGAUUUGAGUUCUAACAAGUUAAACUACAUCACACCCGGAGUAUUCAAAAACAAUCGCGACCUGAAAGGAGUCAGGUUGGCCGGUAAUCCUUGGAAAUGUGGAUGUAACAUCGCGGAGAUGUGGAGAUGGGCGAUGCUGGAGAAGGGAGAUUUGAGUGUUCUCAUCGGCUCCAGAACUAUGCCAGAAGACAUCGCGAGUAGAGGUGGCAAGCGCAAGAAAGGUCUGUGGUGCCAUUUUGACAAGAAGACAGCACCUGUCAAGCACAUCGUUCAUCGCAAACAUGGAAGAACCGACUUUGGGGAUAACGUUAACAGAACGUGGUUCCGCUAUGUGAGAGAGUCGGACUGUAAUGUUUUGUCCAAAGUAUCUCCAGAGAAUAGAACUCAGGAUCUUCAAAUACCUGAGAAUGCCCCGUUAGUUGUAGAUUGUUAUAUACCUGAAGAAGAAUCGCGCUAUCCCUCUCCCUCAAUAUGUGCAGCUGUCGGUAUGGCAAUAUUUACUCUAAUCGUUAUUGCAGGAUUCUUGAUGAAUAAAUGGAAUAGAAUCUCUAAUGGUCCUUUGGUUAAAAUGCAAUCUAGUGUGAGUGAAGAUGUUUUCCCUCCGUCUAAUUCGGCAGUGAAUGUUCCCAACGUUAAAAGCAGUGAUAUUUGAAAACGCAGAUUGAUUUAUUUUGUAAGUAGUAUAACGUGUUGAAACAGUGUAUUUUUUUGUAACCCACACCAUUUGUUAAACUAAAAUUUAAAAUUAUCGUAUAUUACAAAGAACGAAGUAACCUACACUAACAAAUUGAUAUUAUUUAUGAAAGUUUUAGUGCGAAUACCUUUUUAACACAAAGUUUUACUCCUGUUACAUUUUAUAUUAUUUUAAUCCUGUUUGUCACCCUUAGAUUUGUCAUUUGUAACUAUUUUUUUCGUUACUCAUUUACUUGUAUUUAAGAGUUAUGUUUACAAAUUUUCCUACAUACUCUUUAUAAUUUACUAUAUUGGAUGAAAUGGAAUGUUUAUGUAAAGCUUCCUGUGUGCACACAUAUAUAAAAUGUGCAGUUUGUAUUUUAAGAUUAUUUGUAAAGAAAUUAAACGUGGUUUCUUUUAUA
Homalodisca vitripennis (glassy-winged sharpshooter) is the source of this 2884-nucleotide messenger RNA. Its product is annotated as protein artichoke-like. The coding region runs from base 100 to 2442 and encodes 780 amino acids. The transcript has 5 exons. Lineage: Eukaryota; Metazoa; Arthropoda; Insecta; Hemiptera; Cicadellidae. The record is from RefSeq and is a predicted model, not a curated record. Gene Ontology annotation, molecular function: protein binding.